Molecule: messenger RNA, 2476 nt
Organism: Carassius auratus (goldfish)
Lineage: Eukaryota; Metazoa; Chordata; Actinopteri; Cypriniformes; Cyprinidae
Product: phosphoenolpyruvate carboxykinase, cytosolic [GTP]-like
Exons: 10
Coding region: 1-1911 (636 amino acids)
Biological process (GO): gluconeogenesis; cellular response to dexamethasone stimulus; cellular response to glucose stimulus
Cellular component (GO): cytosol
Molecular function (GO): phosphoenolpyruvate carboxykinase (GTP) activity; manganese ion binding; GTP binding
Source: RefSeq, a predicted model, not a curated record
AUGUCCUGCAUGUUGCUUGGAGUACUAAGGAGGCGAAAUGCCAUCAGUACAGCUUCAGUGGGUGUGCGGUCACUCGCCUCCCUCCCCUCUCUGCCCCCGUCAGUGGCGGAGUUUGUGUCGGGCGCUGUGGCUGAAUGUAAACCUGCUAAAGUGCACGUGGUCACAGGCACUCCAGAGGAGGCAGCAGACAUCCUGGCCAACCUGGAGAAAGAGGGCAUGGUGAAGAAACUCGCCAAAUAUGAAAACUGCUGGCUGGCACGUACUGACCCCAAAGAUGUGGCUCGUGUGGAGAGUAAAACUGUGAUUGUCACUAAGGACCAAAGAGACACUAUUCCCAUUCCCAGCGGAGGUGCCAAGUCCCAGCUGGGCAGCUGGAUGAGUGAGAAAGACUUUCAGAAAGCCAGAGAAGACCGCUUUCCUGGCUGCAUGGCAGGACGCACUAUGUAUGUGAUCCCAUUCAGCAUGGGCCCUGUGAACUCUUCUCUUGCUAAGUUUGGUGUUCAGGUGACAGAUUCUCCUUAUGUGGUGGCUAGCAUGGGCAUCAUGACACGCAUGGGGACUCCAGUGAUGGAAAAACUAGCCGAGGGGGCAGAGUUUGUGCGCUGCCAGCACUCUUUGGGCCGACCUUUACCACUCAAAGCUCCUUUAGUAAACAGCUGGCCUUGUAACCCGGACAAGGUGUUGAUCUCACAUCUUCCUGACACCAGACAGAUCCUGUCCUUCGGCAGCGGUUACGGUGGAAACUCGCUCCUUGGAAAGAAAUGUUUUGCUCUUCGUAUCGCCUCACGCAUUGCCAAAGACGAAGGCUGGUUGGCUGAACACAUGCUGAUUCUGGGAAUCACAAAUCCUCAGGGUGUAAAACGGUACAUUGCAGCAGCGUUCCCGAGCGCUUGUGGGAAAACUAACCUGGCCAUGAUGAAACCAUCACUGCCAGGCUGGACGGUUGAGUGUGUGGGCGAUGACAUCGCCUGGAUGAAAUUUGACAGUCAGGGUAAACUCCGAGCCAUUAAUCCAGAGAAUGGAUUUUUUGGAGUCGCCCCCGGGACGUCCCUGAAGACAAACCCUCAUGCCAUGGCAACCAUCUCCAGGAACACAGUGUUCACUAACGUGGGAGAGACCAGCGAUGGGGGCGUCUGGUGGGAGGGUCUGGAACCACCUUCACCUGGAAUCAAACUCACAGACUGGCAUGGAAAAUCCUGGAAGUAUGGUGAUUCUUCACUGUGUGCUCACCCAAACUCCAGGUUUUGUGCCCCAGCUGGCCAGUGCCCCAUCAUAGACCCCCUCUGGGAAAGUGAUGAGGGCGUCCCCAUUGAUGCCAUUGUAUUCGGUGGAAGAAGACCAGAAGGUGUGCCUUUGGUGUACGAGUCAUUUAACUGGCGUCACGGUGUGUUUGUGGGUGCAGCCAUGAGAUCUGAAUCCACAGCUGCUGCUGAACAUAAAGGUAAAGUAAUCAUGCAUGACCCCUUCGCCAUGCGUCCUUUCUUCGGUUACAACUUUGGUGACUACUUGGCCCACUGGCUGAGUAUGGAGACACGCAAGGGCCAAACCCAACUCCCCAAGAUCUUCCACGUCAACUGGUUCCGAAAAGAUCAGAAGACCGGCUCUUUCUUGUGGCCAGGGUUUGGGGAGAACGCACGCGUCCUCGAGUGGAUCUUCAAACGAUGCGGUCGUACCAGUGAAGAUGAGGCUGCCACCCAAAGCAUUGUGGGAUGGAUUCCACAAAACGGUGCCAUAAACACAGAAGGCCUGGGUGGAAAUAUCGAUAUGGGUGCCCUCUUUGACCUGCCCAAACCCUUCUGGCAGAAGGAAACACAGGAGCUUCGGACCUACUUCACCCAGCAGGUUGGAGCUGAUCUGCCCGCUCAAGUGGAAGGAGAGCUGAGGGCGCUGGAGGACAGAGUGAGGGAUUGAACACGCUACAUUACACUGAUGUUGAACAGAAGUGAAGAAUAGGAUGGGUUGAGGUGGAGGUAACUGUUUUUAUGUGACUGUUGCACUGCAGUGGAUGCUGCACCUGAGAAACACCAAACCAAAAAGUUCACAAGAUGCCAUCAGUGGUAUCAAUACCUAGGUGCCUUAUUUGAUCUUACAGUAGGAGCUAAAAACUCUAUUUAAUGUUUACAAAUGUCCCAAAAUGCCUUUUAGAUUAUUUUACUGUUAAAAUAAGACCAUAUUAUGAAUUUAAACCACAGCAUCUUCAAAAUAUGUAUAGUUCAGGAGUACACUACCUAAUAUCUGUUUGUUUUGAGCAAAGAUUUUAGACAUGUCUUGAAGGAGAGCACCAAACCAUCGGUUUUUUACUCACCUAAUGUAAGCUGAAGUUUUAUAUCUAAAGAUUUUGCUUUUUAUAAUUGGGAUUUGAUUGACACGAAUCAUGGUAAGCUAGGGUUGAAAGAUGCAGACCAAAGAACACAGACAAGUCUCUAUCAUUGAAUGUGUGCAUGAGCUGACUGAAUAAAUGCAACUCUAAAUCAAA